CCCUGAUAGAAAUGGACGCAUUUGUUCUCGUAAUCUUAUGCGCUUUCCUGGCUAUCGAUAGAACUUUAGCGUUCAGCGUUUGUAAGGUUUUCUUCAAUGAAGCUGUUUCCAGUACUGGGACUUACGAUGUAACCUUCAAUGAUACUCCUUUUUGUAAGUACCUCGGCUUUCGGUACGCUCAACCACCUGUUGGAGAAAACCGAUUCCAGGAUCCCAUAGGACUACAUCCAAGCGGACAUCAGGAUCACACUGUCUAUGGACCGAUUUGCCCUCAGAUAGAUGAUCACUACCCAUUGACUUGGGGUCAACCGACCGAUGAGGAUUGUUUGUUUCUGAACAUCUACACUCCGAGCAUCCCCAACCUGAAUGGAACCAAGUUUCCCGUUCUCGUAUUCAUUCACGGAGGUGGCUUCAAUGUGGGAUCUUCGACAAGUGAUCUCCCAGGAGUUGAUGCAAUGAUCGAUUCAGGAAUCGUUAUAGUGACCAUGAAUUACCGUUUGUCAGUUCAAGGAUUCCUUUCGUACCCACCUUUCAAUGUUUCCGGAAAUUUUGGACUCAAAGAUCAACAGGUGGCACUGCAUUGGGUGAAUCAAUUCAUCGAAAACUAUGGUGGAGAUCCUACGAAAAUUACGCUCAUGGGUCAUAGUGCAGGAGCUGCAUCUGUCACAUAUCAUAUGUAUUCAACAGGUUCCAGAGGUCUCUUUCAGCAAGCCGUUGUAGAGGCAGGAUCGAUGCUUGCUCCUUGGGCAUUCCACUACUCAAAUAAUCUGUUUCACAACGAAUACGUCCAUUCUUUAGGUGUUUCUUCCUUAAGGGAGCUUCAAAGUAUAAACUACCAGAAACUGUUCAACCGCAAAGCAACGCAACGCAGUAGAAAGUUUGCUCUUUUUAAUUUACCACAUUUUGUACCAGUCAUGGAGAAUGGCAUCUCAAGAAAUCCUUUUCUCUCCAGAACACCAGUUCAACUAGUUACAACCAAACCAAUUUCCGACGUUCCAUUGCUUAUUGGUCGCACUUCAAUGGAAUUCGGUUUAUACUUCCCGCCAGCACAGAAAUUCAAAAUGGGUGAAGUAUUUCCCAAUUUCAAUGAUAAAAAGCGGCUUCAGUCCAUAGAAGACAAAAUCAACCAAGAAAUGAAACGUUCCAGCGACCCCAAAUUUUUAAGGAAAUUAGCAAAUCUUGCUUACAUGCACAGCCCUCUCGAUAUGUUUGGAGCAAUGUUGGCAUCCAGGGAAGAUCGCCGUUCUCCGAUGUAUAAAUUGAUAUUCGAGUUUGAUGGCAGAUUUGGUGCGCACAAAAAUAACUUCAAUAAGGUUUAUUUGGAUGACGAAAGCUAUGGAGCUGUUCAUGGCGAUGAGCUGGGAUACUUAUUUACGCCUUAUAAUGUGCAGGAAGCUUUGCGCAAUCGCAGUCAGUUUGAAGACGAGUGGGCUGUUUAUGGAAGGAUGUCUCGGUACUUGGCGAAUUUUGUCAAACAUGGAAAUCCAACCCCUCCAACUAUUGCAAAUGAUUUGGAAUGGCCAAUGUAUAACGCUCGUGUUGCUAAUCGUCAGUACGUAAAUGUUGAUCUGGGUGAUUCUAUCAGAGAGGAAGACGAUGACGAUCCAGUGAAGCAGCUAUGGGAGAAAGUUUUUAGUUGUCUUUAUUUUUUUCAAUGUGAUUUGCUUUAGCAAUUGCUCAUCUGGAU
Molecule: messenger RNA, 1687 nt
Organism: Uranotaenia lowii
Lineage: Eukaryota; Metazoa; Arthropoda; Insecta; Diptera; Culicidae
Product: juvenile hormone esterase-like
Exons: 4
Coding region: 12-1670 (552 amino acids)
Source: RefSeq, a predicted model, not a curated record